Molecule: messenger RNA, 849 nt
Organism: Oppia nitens
Lineage: Eukaryota; Metazoa; Arthropoda; Arachnida; Sarcoptiformes; Oppiidae
Product: probable ubiquitin-conjugating enzyme E2 C
Exons: 4
Coding region: 182-709 (175 amino acids)
Source: RefSeq, a predicted model, not a curated record
AAUAUCACGUGACAUUUGACUGACUAUUUGAAUGUUUGAACCGAUUGUUUGAAACAUUUUAAAGCAUUGAAUGACUGUUCACUCUAUUGAUGUAUUAGUCAUACAUUCAACUCUUAUAUUGAAGACAUUCACACCAUUUGUUUGUUGUUCACAACAGAAGACUCUUUAGUUACCAUCGAUUAUGUCAACAGAAAAUAGACGACCAAUUAAUGGACCAAAUGGUGAUAAUAUAGUGUCAGAAUCGGGAAGAUUAGCGGCCACUAAACGAUUACAAAAGGAAUUAAUGGAUUUUGUGCUAAACUCUGACCAAUCAAUCACUGCCUUUCCCGACGGCGACAAUCUAUUCAGAUGGAUGGCAACAAUUACGGGACCGAAAGAUACAGUUUUUGACGGAUUGAAGUUUAAGUUGUUGUUAACAUUUUCACCGAAAUAUCCGUUUAGCGCACCAUUUGUUGUCUUUCUUAACCAUUGUUUUCAUCCAAAUAUAAGCAGUGAUGGAGACAUCUGUUUAGAUAUACUAAAGGACAAAUGGACAGCACUUUAUGACGUCCGCACUGUUCUUAUAUCAAUUCAAUCACUUCUUGGUGAACCAAAUUUGGACAGUCCUUUAGAUACAUUAGCCGCAGACAAGUGGGGGUCACAGGAUUACCGUCAAUUAGUUGUUCAAAAGUAUCGGCAAUCAGUCAACAAUACAAACAAAUCCAAAUGACAAACAAAGACUAGUUUUAUAUUUAAGACUUAAUUUUAUUUAUAUUUCAUGUAUAAGUCACUCAUCACUUAGUUUCUCUCAUUUUUCAAUAAUUAAUAAUUUUUCAAAUUAAUACAAUUAUUAAAUAAAAUUUAUUUAUA